CUAUGAAAAAUCUAAAACUGAAAAGGGCGCGAAAGGGGAAAGGAAACAUUUGAAAGUAGAAGAAAAAACGUGUUUUUGCCGGUUUGCCGCGGCUGGGGAGCAGCGUAAACAAUUUCUGUUUUUGUAGUUGUGUUAUUGAGGGGGAAAAAAUAUUAGAGAAGAAUGGCAUCACAACCAACGACCCCGGUCCUGGAGCGGACUAUCCAGCUGAACAGCGAUGCCAAGAAAGCCAGAUCCAGCUUGCUGUGGGGCUGCCUCAACUCUAUCGUGUUUGGCAUCCUCUUGCUGGACAUCAUCUACACAUGCCCCCGUUACAGUCAUUAUACUCAAGUUGGGGAGUACAUAGUGGCUGGCGUUCUGUUUCUGAAUGCGCUCUACCACUUUGGGCGUUACCUAUGGACGGCUUUCAGCAUUGAGCCCUUGGCCAUUACUCCCAGACAGCAGAAACUUCUGGGAGUGAAAGAUCAUGAUCCCUACUUCAAAUUUAAAAAAGCGCUCUCCCCAACACCAGUUAAGAGCAGUGCUGCUCAAGGAGCAAUAACGCCCAUGAACAUGACAGCUCUCAGCUGGAUGUCCAAUUCGACACUUUCCCCAGGCGCUGGAUCCCCUUUGAAUGACACCACUAUGAGUAGCCAGAACUACUCAGUUUCUUCUUCGUCAUGGAUGUAUCAGGCUGCCUCUCCUGCAAAUAUGUCACUCUCCCCAGAUACAUCUCGAGAUGGCCUCCGUAACCGCCAGACCACAACAUCGCCCAAUCGUUCCUUCUCAAGUCAGCUGCCUUCCACACCAUCUUCGGAGUUCAUUGGAGACGAAGAUUCCUUGACCCAGUAUCUUAGAGACUUCGAGUCUCAUGAGAAGAGUUCAGUUCAUGUGGCCAACAUUGAACAGCCAACAAACCUACUUAGUUCAUUUUGGAGUCACCCAGCUAGUCGAACUACUGGUGAGGUAUCUCCUUUACUUCGAAGGUGUACCUACCAAUUAGCAUCUCAUUCAUCGACUCAGAGUCCAAGCAGCCCUGGUGCCACCAGUGAUGACACAAGUUCGCCAUCUGCUCUCUUUCACUGUCAAGAAGUGUGGCGGCGGUUUAAAAUAAACCCCUCUAUGCUCACUCAGUGGAAUGCCAAUUUACGAAUGUGGACAUCAAAGACCAUUCUUGAAAGACUGGAAAAAGAGAUUGAUUCUGUAGAUGCUGCCUUGGCAAGACAAAGUAUCUCUGAUGUGCGAGUGGGACAAGUUGGUCUGGAAAGACUUCGAAAAACAGCCCGUACAUUGACUGUUGUUCAGAACAUACCAACACUUCCCAAUUUGGUCCCUUUCCUAGAGUUGUCUCCUCAUCAAGAGUAUGUCGUCUCUCGAAUUCGAGAACUUGCCAAAGGAGGGUGUAUGAGCGAAUUCCGUUGGAAUAGUGGAGGCAGUUUCAAUGGCAAACCCUGGGAUGAAAAUCUACCUACUGAUGCUAUGCUUGUGAUGCAUUUGUUAGCAACAUACUUAGAUUCGCAACUUUUGCCGUUACCUCAAAACCCAGAUGGACGUCCUUUCAGCACGCAACAUUUCUUCAAGUCGCCAGAGAAGCCUCCCAAGGCUAAAAACACUCUUGCAAUCCAUCAAACUAGUUUACAUCCACCUCAUUAUGUAUUGGUGGUUGGUGAAGAGACACUUGAUGUGACAAAGGGACGAAACAAUCUUUUCCACACUGUUUUACUGUUUCUGCAUCUUGUGAAAACACAGGAGCAUGGCAUGUUGGGUCGUGUGAACUUAGGUCCAUCAGGUGUCAAUGUUCUGUGGGUAAUUGACAGCUAAAAGCCAAAUUGCCAUUCAUCUGUGAUAUUUGUGUAAAAUCGCUCAUUUACAUUA
Molecule: messenger RNA, 1854 nt
Organism: Thrips palmi
Lineage: Eukaryota; Metazoa; Arthropoda; Insecta; Thysanoptera; Thripidae
Product: transmembrane protein 209
Exons: 11
Coding region: 163-1800 (545 amino acids)
Cellular component (GO): membrane
Source: RefSeq, a predicted model, not a curated record